UUACGACUCUGUGUGGUAUCUUGACAAGACAGCUGCUCUAUAGCUCCCAGAAUGAAUCCUCUGCGCAUCUUGUGCCUGAUGGGCUGCCUUGUGGCCGCCUCUAUGGCGUCUCCCUCCUGGCAACAGCAGCGCGGCAGCAACUCGCUCCAAGGCUAUCAGGAUCCCAGCAACUGGGUGAGCUCCAACGACAUCGAACAGUUGCCUUCUCUCAACGAGGUGACGUUGAAGCGCGUGGAACAAAUGAGCGUGGAGGAAGGUGCCACCAUGCUGAACCAGCUCUACCAUUUGGCCCAGGUGAAUGGUGCCCUCAAGCCCACAUAUGUGCCCGAGCCUAGCCAGGUUCAGGGCUACAUUGUCACCCCCCGCGGCGAAAAGAUCGAAUUCAAUCUGAACAACUUUGUGCAGACCGUGCGCCGUCUGCCCAACUUUGGCAACGAGGAGGUCACCAUUUUCAUCACCGGUCUGCCACAGAGCAUCAGCUACAUGGGCAAGGCCACUCGCAAGCUGGUCCAGGCAUACAUCCAACGCUACAACCUCCAGUCGUACCGCAGCCAAUACCAGUAUGGCGAGCAGGACAACGACAACGACAGCGAGGAGCAGCAACAGCUGCAGGGUCGUAGCAAGCAGAACGGUGACAACAACAACGAGAACGAGACCACCGGCGAUCUUGUGGUGAUCAAUUUGGGCGACGCCAUCGAGAACUUUGAGCAAUACACCACCUUCAAUGUGGAGCGCUUCGGUGCCCUUCUCGGCCAGCAAUUGGUGCGUUUGACCGACGAGGCCAAUGUGCCACAGGAGAUCAUUCAUUUGAUCGGUCAAGGCUUGGGUGCUCAUGUUGCUGGCGUCGCUGGUCGUCAGUACACACGUCAGACUGGCCACAAGCUGCGUCGCAUCACUGGUCUGGACCCUGCCCGUCUCUAUGCCAAGGCCGAGAGCAAACUGAGCGGCUUGGCCCGCGGUGAUGCUGACUUUGUUGACGCCAUCCACACAUCUGCCUAUGGCAUGGGUAGUCCCGAGCGCGUCGGCGAUGUUGACUUCUAUCCCAAUGGACCUGCUGCUGGUGUUCCCGGUGCUGACAAUGUUGUUGAGGCUUCGCUGCGUGCCACCCGCUACUACGCCGAGUCUGUCCGUCCUGGCAAUGAGCGCAAUUUCCCCGCUGUUGCCGCCACUUCCUACCAGGAAUACAAGCAGAACAAUGGCUAUGGCAAGCGCGCCUACAUGGGCAUCGCCGCCAGCUACGACAUCGAGGGCGACUACAUCCUCCAGGUCAACCCCAAGAGCCCCUUCGGACGCAACACGCCCGCUCAGCCCCAGAAUGGUUUCCACGCCAUCCAUGGUUCCUGGAAGCAGCAGCAACAAAACCAACAGCGCCUCAACUAAACACCAGUCGUCAUCCACCCGAACUGCCGGACCCAAUCCAAUCCAAUCCAACCCAACCUAACCACAACCACAAGCAUAAGCAUAAAUGCAUUUCCUUCCUCAUCGGUUAUAAAUUAGUUACGCUUAGUUCGAAAUAAAAAUUGCAUUUAAUUUAAAAACGAAAA
Molecule: messenger RNA, 1544 nt
Organism: Scaptodrosophila lebanonensis
Lineage: Eukaryota; Metazoa; Arthropoda; Insecta; Diptera; Drosophilidae
Gene: Yp2
Product: vitellogenin-2
Exons: 2
Coding region: 52-1380 (442 amino acids)
Molecular function (GO): lipase activity
Source: RefSeq, a predicted model, not a curated record